Messenger RNA from Merops nubicus (carmine bee-eater), 998 nucleotides. RefSeq names its product heterochromatin protein 1, binding protein 3 (gene HP1BP3). The annotation marks the transcript as partial. The record is from RefSeq and is a predicted model, not a curated record. Gene Ontology annotation, cellular component: nucleosome; nucleus; chromosome. Lineage: Eukaryota; Metazoa; Chordata; Aves; Coraciiformes; Meropidae. Gene Ontology annotation, molecular function: nucleosome binding; DNA binding. Gene Ontology annotation, biological process: nucleosome assembly; heterochromatin organization. The transcript is spliced from 7 exons.
CAGGUUGACUCCUCCCUGCACUGUGAAAACCAUUAGGAAAAAAGUCCUUGGGGUUAAAACCUGGGGCUCCACAGUAUUACCUGCACUUGGGGCUAGAAAUUAAUUUAAAUGGCGACUGAUCUGUCUGAAGCUGAACCCGUGCAUCAUAAGGCGCUUCCACUCUUAACGGGAGCUCAGCUGAUCCACACGGACAAGUUAAGUGAGAAAGCUGAAGAGGACACGAUGCCGAUCCGUCGCUCGGUGAACUCGUCCUCCCGGGAAACCCCUCCCAAAAGCAAACCUGCUGAGGGGGAAGAGGUCAAAGCAGAUGCAGAAGUCACCUCUGAGGAAUCUGCCUCUGUUGGGGAAGAACAAGAGAGUGAAACUCUGCCUGCUGCAUCCACUGAACCAGAACAGCCAAAGGAGCCUGAGAAUGAAGGGAAGGAGGAAACAAAGUCCUCAGAAGAAACCAAAAAGGACGAGAAGGAUCAGUCCAAGGAAAAGGAGAAGAAGGUGAAAAAGACCAUUCCUGCAUGGGCCACUCUCUCUGCUAGCCAGCUAGCUAGAGCACAGAAGCAGACACAGAUGGCUGCCACCUCCCGUCCCAAAAUGGAUGCUAUCCUCACCGAGGCCAUCAGGGCCUGCUUUCAGAAGAGUGGUGCCUCGGUGGUGGCAAUACGGAAAUACAUCAUCCACAAGUACCCUUCCCUGGAGCUUGAGAGGAGAGGCUACCUUCUAAAGCAAGCCCUGAAAAGAGAGCUGGAGAGGGGAAUCAUUAGGCAGGUGAAAGGAAAGGGAGCUUCUGGGAGCUUUGUGGUGGUGUCUAACGCAGGAAAAACUGUUCCAAAAGCCAGAGACAGAAAGAAAAGCACUUCAGCUUUGACUGCAGAGCAACAAGUCAAACUGGAAGAUAUCCUGCCCCUGGCUUUCACCCGCCUUUGUGAGCCAAAGGAGGCCUCUUACAGCCUGAUCAAGAAAUACGUGUCUCAGUAUUACCCCAAACUCAAAGUUGACAUCAG